AUGAUGCUGAAAAUUUUGAUUCUUCUCGGUUCUUUUGCAUCAAUUUAUUCGAUUUUUGAAAAACCUAUUGAAAAAUUCUCAAAAGAAUGCGCUUUUUGUUCGGAGAUACCAAUUUUGAGUGAUGACGGGACGACAACAGGGAUCAUCGAUCACACGAGAGAUUUCGAUGGAUGUCACGUUGUCUCUUUCAUGUGUACAAAUCAUUUCUCACCGAGACAGGCAUUCCUCUAUCUGAACCAUCGCCUUUUAAAUCGUCGAUCAACAAUUUCAGCGAUUUGUCGAAGUGAUGGAUGGUUUGUGAGAGGAAUUUCUAAGCAAGAGCCGAUCGAAUCAAUCUUCUGCUCAUCACAAGCGUUG
Mesorhabditis belari is the source of this 357-nucleotide messenger RNA. The record is from the annotation of a GenBank genome assembly. Lineage: Eukaryota; Metazoa; Nematoda; Chromadorea; Rhabditida; Rhabditidae.